AAGUAGCAUUCUAUCUUAGAAACAAAGAGCAGAAAAUAUCAAUCAAUAUGGGCGCCCUGAGAACACCUCUAGUAUGCAAAUUCUUGCUGAUCAGUCUCAUCCUCGUUGGAUUGUCAUCAAUUUCCAUUGCCAACGCGAAGGUCUACGUAGUUGGUGGUACUAAGCAAUGGGGGUUUUCUUCAUACAGCAAAUGGUCUACUAGCAGAAAAUUCUUUGCAGGAGAUAUACUUGUUUUUAAGUAUCCUGUUGGAACACACAACACCGUCCGCACAACUAAAUUUGGAUAUAGAAGUUGCAAGGCCACUAAAAGGGAAUCGGCAAAGGCAUUGUGGACAGGAAAUGAUAAGUUUAAACUGACAAAAGGAAAUAAUUACUUCAUCUGUGGCAUAACAGGACACUGCUCUGCAGGCAUGAAGAUCAACGUUUUUGCCAGGUAGAAACAGUUUGCACGAUGCUCAGCAACUAAAGCAAAUAAGCUCAUUCUCAAUGGCUUAUUACAAAAACACAAUGUGCCCGUUUUUCUCUACUCGUUGGUGAGUAUGUUUUCAUGUUUUAUGUCUUUGUUUGUAUUUGUAUUUGCCUUAAAAAGAACUAUGUACCAGCAUUGUAAUCCGGAUAUCAUCUUUCCCUUUUGAGAGGAAUAAACUUGAUAUCUUAAUGAUUGAAUGAAUUUCCUCUUUCAUAUAACAA
Messenger RNA from Papaver somniferum (opium poppy), 690 nucleotides. Its product is annotated as basic blue protein-like. Gene Ontology annotation, cellular component: plasma membrane. The record is from RefSeq and is a predicted model, not a curated record. The coding region runs from base 48 to 437 and encodes 129 amino acids. Lineage: Eukaryota; Viridiplantae; Streptophyta; Magnoliopsida; Ranunculales; Papaveraceae. The transcript is spliced from 2 exons. Gene Ontology annotation, molecular function: electron transfer activity.